This is a messenger RNA of Triplophysa dalaica, 1461 nucleotides long. It is a transcript of the gene hyal6, whose product is annotated as hyaluronoglucosaminidase 6. Gene Ontology annotation, molecular function: hyalurononglucosaminidase activity. The record is from RefSeq and is a predicted model, not a curated record. The transcript has 4 exons. Bases 1 to 1461 code for a protein of 486 amino acids. Gene Ontology annotation, biological process: carbohydrate metabolic process; hyaluronan catabolic process. Lineage: Eukaryota; Metazoa; Chordata; Actinopteri; Cypriniformes; Nemacheilidae.
AUGGCACUGGCUGGCGUUCUAGCGGUGACACUGUGUGGAUUACUUGUUGCCCGGGGAGGCCAAAUGAAACAGGCCCGCACACCUUUGCUGCCCAAUCGGCCGUUUGUGGUCUUGUGGAACGCACCCACUGAAUCCUGCCGUCUUCGAUUCAAGGUGGAUUUGGACCUUAGCGUCUUUGACAUUGUUGCUAACCACAACGAGACCCUGAGCGGCCCCAAUGUGACUAUCUUUUACCAUAGCCGCCUUGGUUAUUACCCCUAUUACACCAGCUCUGGAAUUCCCAUCAACGGAGGCCUUCCUCAGAACUUGAGCUUGAGCAAACACCUCAGCAAAGCCCGAGCAGACAUCGAUAAGCUCAUCCCCUUCAAGGACUUUCACGGCCUGGGCGUCAUCGAUUGGGAAAAUUGGCGUCCGCAGUGGGUGCGCAACUGGGGUUUGAAAGACAUCUACCGGAACAAGUCCAAGGAGCUUAUAAGGAAACUGCAUCCGAGUUGGCCGCAAAGCAAGGUGGAGAAUGAAGCCAAGGAGAUGUUUGAGAAAGCUGGACUGGAGUUCAUGAACACCACACUUCUGCUGGCUGAAAGUCGUCGGCCGCACGGCCUCUGGGGUUUUUAUCUCUUUCCUGACUGUUACAAUUAUGGUUACAAGCAGCAUCCAUUGCGUUACGGUGGAGAAUGUCCUAAUGUUGAGCAUGUACGCAAUGACCACCUGAUGUGGCUUUGGAAGGGGAGUACAGCCCUCUUUCCUUCCAUCUAUCUCGACUAUGAGCUCAAGUCCUCACCCAACACGUUGAAAUUUGUGCACUAUCGCGUCAAGGAGGCCAUGCGGAUUGCCUCAAUUGCUCGGAAUGACUAUACCCUGCCGGUUUUCGUCUACUCAAGGCCCUUUUAUGCCUACACAUUUGACGUUCUGUCAGAAAGUGACCUGAUCCACACUAUAGGAGAAAGUGCAGCGCUGGGGGCCGCUGGAGUUGUCCUGUGGGGGUCUUCUGAAUAUUCAAGAUCUGAGAAAAACUGUUUAACCAUUAAGAACUACAUCGACGGUCCACUGGGUCAUUAUGUGAUCAACGUGACCUCGGCUGCCAAGUUGUGCAGCAAAGCCUUGUGCAAGAAAAACGGCAAAUGUGUCCGUAAGACUCUGGACUCAUGGGCCUACCUGCACCUCAACCCUCGUUUCUUCAACAUCCAACUCAACCGAGGUAUCCGUGGACCGCGCUUCCACGUCAGCGGCCACCUGAACAACGUCGACAUCCUGGAUAUGAAGCAAAAGUUCACCUGCCAGUGUUACCAAGGCUGGACCGGCAUCUACUGUGAGAUGCCUCUGGAAGCGAAGCCCAUCGCCCCCCACACGAGGAAUGGUGUUUUGGGAUAUCUGCUGGUUGUGUUGUCUCUGCAUUUUUCCUGUCUGUCUGCCAUCGUGUUCUUGGGUCUUUGCCUCAUCAUUAAGUUUCUGAUACUGUAA